Molecule: messenger RNA, 8075 nt
Organism: Sus scrofa (pig)
Lineage: Eukaryota; Metazoa; Chordata; Mammalia; Artiodactyla; Suidae
Gene: RAB22A
Product: RAB22A, member RAS oncogene family
Molecular function (GO): GTPase activity; GTP binding
Source: RefSeq, marked provisional
CAAGAUGGCGGCAGCGGAGGCGCCCGGGAGCCCGCCGCACCGUCCCGGCUGCUGAGGAGGGCCCCGCGCGGCUGGCGACGGACGGGCCGGGCCGAGGGCCGGCGAACGGGCGGCCGCCGCCUAGACGCGCCCCGCAGCCGGGGCUAGGCCGUGCGGCGGCGGCGCCGGGGGAUGCUCGUGCUGGGCCGGGCCUCUCCCUCCUCAACUUAGGGCGGCGGCGGGCCCGCGCCCCUUGCUCCCGGGCCAUGGCGCUGAGGGAGCUCAAAGUGUGUCUGCUGGGGGAUACAGGUGUGGGUAAAUCCAGCAUUGUGUGGCGGUUUGUGGAAGACAGCUUUGAUCCCAACAUCAACCCAACAAUAGGGGCAUCCUUUAUGACCAAGACUGUCCAGUACCAGAAUGAGCUACAUAAAUUCCUCAUCUGGGACACAGCUGGACAAGAACGAUUUCGUGCCUUAGCGCCAAUGUACUACCGAGGGUCGGCUGCAGCUAUAAUCGUCUAUGACAUCACAAAAGAAGAGACAUUUUCAACCUUAAAGAACUGGGUGAAAGAGCUGCGACAGCAUGGCCCGCCUAAUAUCGUGGUCGCCAUUGCAGGAAAUAAGUGUGAUCUUAUCGACGUAAGGGAGGUCCUGGAGAGAGACGCCAAGGACUACGCCGACUCCAUCCAUGCAAUUUUUGUAGAGACCAGCGCAAAAAACGCCAUAAACAUAAACGAACUGUUUAUAGAAAUUAGUCGAAGAAUUCCAUCCACGGAUGCCAGCCCGCCGUCCGGCGGUAAAGGCUUCAAACUCCGGAGACAGCCUUCAGAGCCAAAGCGGAGCUGCUGCUGACGGAGCCUCGGCCUCCGGGCUCGACGAUGAAGUAGGUGGUUCUGAAGGUUGGCAGGAGGGCUGGGGCCCUGUCACCAGGUGUCGCCCAGCCGAUCGUGGUUCUUCUCUGGGCACAAAGGAUUCACAGAAAUUGACCAGUUCCAUUUCCUCUCUGGAGACUGCAGCAGCGACCUUUCCGUCUGCGGACUCCUCUGUGUAAAGACUCUCUGGUGUUCAAAGGACGACAUCGCUGGCUCUUGACCUGCUGAGAAGGAGGGCGUGGUUGGCUGGAGGGUAGGGUGGCGCCUUGGGUAGUCUGGUGAUGGGACGUGUCUGUAAGGGGAAGAUGAGCACUUUGGUGGUUCUCGAGGGAAAGAUGACCCUGCGGAGAUGGUCAUUUCCUUGGGCUCCCGUCCCCCUGGGCGAGGGGGUUGUGUCAUUCACGUGUGGUGGCUCUUCAGCAGGGGUGGAGGGGAUGGCACUUACCCCGAAGGGAGCACGGGCUCCUCCUCAGUGACCCCACCCGGGGGGCGCCUUGGCCCCACCGCCGUCUCCAGAGCACCUGCCACUGAGCCCAUCAGCCCAGGCCUCGCACAGUCCUGUCCCAGCAGCAGAGGCCUGGCUCCCUCCAGGCCUGCCUCUGGCCCUGGCAUCUGUGGGUGUCACCAAGCACGCUCCUGGCACCUUGUUAAUAAGUAAGCGCUCACCGUCAGGACGGGGGUGGCAGAGAGGCUGCCUGGAGGAAACUGAAUGGCACGUGUUUAAACUGACCAGCGAUGGUGUAGAAAGAGAAGAAGCGAGAAAGGCAAGAAGUGGUGUAAAUGCUCUCGAUUUUUUAUUGAACCGAAUUAUUUUGGGGGAAGCGAUUACCUGUUGCUUAGCCUAUGUAGAGUUGUACUCUGUAUUUAUGAGACCUCUGCUCACAGAUGAUAAAUUAUGUACAUACACGAAUAAAUUCUGUGUUUGGUUCGGCACUCCCCUCACUCCUGCGGCCGCCCCCGCCUUGGCCUGUGCACCCCAGGCUCCUUGAGGCCCGUGGACACACUGCUCGGAGCGCAGGUGCCGGGCGCUGGGCUCACAGCCCGAGAGCUCCUCUGCCUUCCCUUCCCCCGCCCCACCCCAUCCCACCUGGAAGAGCCCGGAGACAUUCAGGCCCAUCUGGAAGUCCCCCUAAAGGCAUUCGCCACCUUGACAAGCCUGACCGGCCCUCCCUAGCCGUGGGGUAAAAGGAUGAAGCUGCCCGCUUGGCUCACGUCAUUUCCCGGUCUUGGUGAUAAGCUGCUUUUAGCUUUGACCAAGGCCAACCGCAGCCCAGCUGUUUUCAGGGCGCUUUCCUUGUUAGCAGUGUAGCAUGUCUUUCCUUUCCCUUCUUUUCCCCCUGCCUCUGCUCGUGGUUAACACGCUUCUCCCUCAGGGAGCCUAAUGAGGUUUUAAUAUAAUCUGAAAAUAAAGCGCUGAAGUGAAGUUGGUGAAAACUCGUUCCGGGUCUCAUUUGGCGCCUUCCACCCCGAGGACUGUGAGGGAAGGCAAUUCACGAGAUUAGAUAGGAAAUGAAACAGCUUGAAUCUCCAACUGAAUUGUGUUUUCAGAGCUAUCCUUAAAGUGAACAGUCGAAACUUUGAAAAAUAAUUGUUCUUUCUUUGUGCCCCCCACCUGAUCUGGAUAGAUUUUAAUGGGAAAAUUAUAACUCAGAUGAAGUGAAAAGCGAUUCCCUUUUCCCUGGUGGGGACUCUUCAGCAUUGGGAAUUGUUUAUUCUCUUACGGAGAUGCUAUAGAAGGGCUGGAGGUGGUGAAAAGUCUCACGUCGUCGUUUGGGUGACUCCCCCCAGCUUCCUGCUCCCUUCCCAGCGUGACCCCGGCCCAGGCUCUGAGGACGAGCGCCGGCACUUGGCACCUGAGGGCGGGUUCAUUUCUCUCCCAUACAUCCAGAUGGAUCGGGCCUCAGACCACCGUCCGGUUAGUCCCCAGCUCUCCCACUGCCGGGCCUCUGUCUCCAUGACAACAAAACAGAAACAAAGGCUGCUGGACUCGUGGCUGAGGAGGCAGUGCCUCUGUGCCCUUUCUGUCUCCUUUCACCAAAAGAUGACGCAAAUCUGUGACCUUCACAUGUCCCCCCCCCGAACCUGUCAGUCAGGGCGGAGGAUCUCGUGGUGUCUGGGCGCACAGGGAAAGGCAGCGUGUCACCGUCGCUAAGGCCUCCAAAUGCCUCUUCCUGCCGUGACAUUUACCGCGUGGAGCCAGCCCGGCCCUGGCGCAGCCUCUCCAGCUGCUCGCUCUCCCUGGUGGCUCCCGCUCCUUCCCACCUGUUCCGAGCAUCUUCUGUUGCUGGGUUACUUUUUUCCCAUGUAGUAUCUUUUUAAUGCUUGAUGGCAGCCGCACAAUCCGUACUCGAUGGAAAAUGGGGGGAAAGGUUUUCGGGUUCUUUGUGUGCUUUUUAAAAUGCAAAGGUGACUGUCAAAAGCGGAAGCAGUGGGGUUUGGGUUUUUUUGCUUUUUGAACGCACUUUUGGAUCAUUAACGUGACUAAACGAUGAUCUAAUACACGUUUUAUAUGUUCUCUCUUUCUUCGUUCAUUAUGAGAGAAAAGCUAGAUUUUACAGGAAGGGAGACCUGGCCCAUCUCUACAUACCUUCUUUUGAUUCUUCCUGUGAUGACACAGGGCCAUUUUUUCGAACAUUGGGGACUGAAAAGAGAAAAAUCAUUAAUUAGCUGCAAGUGUACCUGGAUUCCUCUCAGAGAAAUUGAAAUAAGCUCUUUGCAGGUGUCCAAUCCUGGUAGCCACUGGUCUCCAGAACUCUCCUUUCACACAAGUGUUUUUCCGGUUCUGUGAUAACUAAUUAACUAUCAUUUGGUGAUUAAAAGAUCCUACAGUAGGAGCGUGAUUAAGUGUCCUUCAUCUUAAACUCUCUUUACGAGGUGAUUAGGGCGACGCACCUACUGCAAAAGCCCUUCUGGUUCCACGUGAAAAAUCUCCAUCACUUUUUUUUCUCCCAUCAGAAGAAGCUGUGCACGUGGCAGCAGAAAGGUUUGGUUCCUUUAAAAUAACCCACCGCCUUGUCGCCUGUUUCUGAUUUUAUUUCAAGUGCCUGCCUCCCAUUGUACACACACAUCCUAGAUGCCUCCCUGUGUCUGAAAGGAUUGAGCCUUUUGUGUCGGAGACGUCACCUCCUUCUGCUCCAAGCGGGCUGGUGAUGUCCUUCUUGAGGUUAUCGGGUUUUAUUAUUUGUAAAGUCUAUAGAAAGGGAAAGAAAUCCACAUUUAAUUUCAGAACUUCCCUUUAAGUUUUGUAUUUAUUUCUUUCCUGUUCUUGAGAUGGAAAAUAGGUCUGGGAGACCUUCUGCAUUACACACACUCUGGAAGACGCAGUGAGGAAGCGUCCUUAGACGACAAACCAGAAUAUUGUGAUGGCGCCGUGUUUAAAACAGGCCGGUUUGGAGUUCCCUGCUGGAUCGGUGGGCUAAGGAGCUGUCAGUGUCACUGCUGUGGCUCGGGUCACUGCUAUGGCACCGAUUCGACCCCUGGCCCAGGAACUCUGCAUGCCACGGGCACAACCAAAAAAAAAAAAAAAAAAUGGACAGGUUUAAUUCGGAUCACACUGCACUAAUUGGCAUGUCAGCCUCAGAGCUUGAAAAGGCAUUUGUUCAUUGUUUUAUAGUCUGAGAGUAAGUUGCAAAAGAGGUUAUAUAAAUUCUCAUAAGCAUUUCUUCACUCAUUUUUUUGGGAACACGCUGAGAGUGUGAUUCAUGGCCCCUUAGCAUAUAAGAAAUAUGUACGCAGUCUGUUAUAUAUGAGACAGAUGAGCCCCUGCACGUUCAGAUGUCUUUGCAAGAACCUGUAUAAGUAAUGAGAGAAUCGUUUCCUUCUGGGGAAAAGUUCCUGGAAUUCCCUGAACUCGCAUGUAUGCUAGGUACCUGCUUAGAACAUCUGGGGGAGACGGCAGUGAGGGCCGCGGGCUGGCUCUCCUCCCUGCACUCAUUAGGCUGCACAUGUCGCUCCCGUCUCCGUAAUGAAAGUUAAACGACAGAGAUAAGCUGGAGAGCGGAAACCUGUAAAAAUCCUUCCUCAUUUAAAUUUGCUUGAAAGGGACCAGAAGCGGGAUUUCUGUUUACCGUUGGACGGCGGGAGGCCAUCUACCUCUUAACGGUUAAUAUUUUUUAAAGGAAGAAACAGAAUGUACCUUCAGGGGUCCCGCCGUUACCACUGUAUACCUGCCCUCCGUUGGCCUGGUCCAUCACAGAUGUUUAAAUGACUCCAGGGAGCGACCCGAAGAGGUGUGUUAACUCCUGUGGUGCUGGGGCAAAAAAUCGUCCAAGCGACAGAUUCAUCCAGGACGUAAACAUUGUCCUGUCUAGUCUUGGCGAGGGGAGGUCGGUCAGGGUGGGGUUUAGCCUGGGACGGAAAGAAACCACCUCUGCCAGUUCCUCCUGACGGCAGAGUUACUGACUCCCAGGAAUAGAAGUCCAGGCAAUGUGAUGAUCCGAUUUGCAGGGAACAUUAAUGGAAUUCGGGGGCAUUUGUCCUGUUUUAUGUGCAAAUGAAAGUCUAAUAAGUACUAGGAGACUAUUGCGUUUUCCGGGAGCCUCCACUUCUUCAAUCUGAGAGAUGACAAGUGAGCGAAUUGAGACUCUCCAUAUUUCUCAGUCGGUCCUUCAGGAUUCUCUUAGCACAUAGGAAAAAUGAUUUAUUUUCCAAAUCUAGAAGGACUUCCAGUGGCAUCGAUCAGCUUUAAUUUGAUGGUCUCUACCAUCAGAAAUAACUAAUAUCUGUGUUCUUCCCUUCUAGAGUAUAAUCAAUUCUAGACAGGCUAGAAUAUUUCUGACUUCACAGCAACAGCAUUCAGAAGUCUAAUAAAAAGAAAAAUCUUAAAUCUUCCAUCCUUCCCUUUCAUUACCUUGAAUCUUCUAGAUGGAGAGUGAGAUUAGGAUGUGUCAUCUGUAGAUGCUAGAAUUAAAACCACGGAGGCUUAGCAGACUUCACAGCAUUUUAUUCACCAUUUAUUGCCAGCUCAUUCUCAGGUCUGCACCGUCCUGGUGCCCAUUGUGCCCCAUCCAAACCCUUCAUAAUGGAAACAAACAAAAUUCCGGGGAGCUUUCUGCCAACAGGAACUCACGUGCCAAGAAUUCAGCCAGUUAAUGGGAAAUCUCGAGACAGUAAUGGGUUUUUCGAAAGCGCCUUCUCUAAUUGGCAGUUUUAAACCCUAGACCUUAAUUAGCUCCGUAAUCAAAGAAAAACAAAAUACUGGUUUUAAGGCAAAAGAAACAAAAUACCGGUUUUGAGGCAACUUCUUGAUUCAGGGGAACUUUUCCGUGUUUCCGAGAGCAAAUGGUUUAGUGUGGCACUUGAGAGGAAGCCAUCUCGGAGAGGGCGUUGCACGCCCGGGGCCCCUUGUCGUCGCUCAGAGUUGAAAUUGACCGGGAUCCCCCCGCCCCUACUGUCCCCUGGAGAACCAAGCCCCGGGGAGUGGGUCCCCCCAACCUGACACCUUCGGCAACGCCCAGCAGCCUUGCCUUCACCUGGGGCCUCAGCCCUUCAUUCAUCUGAAUUUUUUCACGACAUUCGUACUUGAGUAAUCAGCUUCAGCCCCGGAAAAUGGCAAGGGCGGGUCCGGAUGUGUGUCCCUCCGCUUAGCUUACUUUGCGGGAGGCUGUGACCGCUCAGGAACCUUUUUCUUCCACGGAUCGGGCACGUGAUGCUGGAGCCCCAGCGGUCCGUUGGUGGGCAGUAGCCUCAGUGGCUGGCUGGGCAGAGCAGCUGAUUGGUGGCUCUAUUUUUUUUUUUUUUUUUUUUUUGUCUUUUUGCUAUUUCUUUGGGCCACUCCCACAGCAUAUGGAGGUUCCCAGGCUAGGGGUCGAAUCGGAGCUGUAGCCACCGGCCUACACCAGAGCCACAGCCACGCGGGAUCCGAGCCACGUCUGCAACCUACACCACAGCUCACGGCAACGCGGGAUCGUUAACCCGCUGAGCAAGGGCAGGGACCGAACCCGCAACCUCAUGGUUCCUAGUCGGAUUCGCUAACCACUGCGCCACGACGGGAACUCCCGGUGGCUCUAUUUUUAAACCAUUUGUCAUUUUGUGUAGACGGACCCUUAUUGCCCUGGGAAGGAUUUUUUUUUUUUUCCUUGUUCUCCUAGCUCGGUCUUUUUAUCAUCUUACUUUGUGAGUCACUCACAUAAUUGUCAGUCAUGCCUCUGACCUUCAGAACUGACGUCUUGCCUUCUCUGUGAUCGAAGCCAACUUCUUGCCUUAUUUCUCUUCUCAUUUUGCUGUGGGCUGUCCCUUAAAGACGCAGGCCACCAAGCCACCGCCGAGGCGCAUGUGACACGCCUUCCCAGGCUGCCUCACCUGGUCGCAGCUCUAGGGUCUGCCCACCCCGUCCAACAGGAGAGGCAAAAGACAAUGCAGAGAAACCACUCAGAAAACACAAAGGCUAACUUGAGGGGAUGAAAUCAGUAUUUCCAGAGAGGGAAUGGGCAGCUCUAGCUUAUAGCAACAACGUGACUGCGUAACAAAAUGGUUUUUUUUACUGUUGGUGAUGAGACAGUUUAAGUGUCAGAACUUGGCUUAAUGUGUAACAGAGCAUUCGUGAAAGUAUGUAAAACUCCCAAGUGUGAAGUCUUGAAGAGAAACAGCUAUAGAGAUGAGUCUAGACACCUUAAAAAGAAGAAAGAGCUAAGCUGUUGUACCAGCAAUUCUUAUUUCUCCUGCGAACGUCAUGCCUUUUCAAGAUGUGAUGCAAGGAGUAAGGUAUUUGUGCCUUUUUAUAAUCACGUCUAUUAUGAGAAAAAUAAAAAUCAAGUUGCUCACAGUUGAGGCCGCCUCGUUGCACUAGAUAUAAAAACAGCCCAGACUUACAGCCGAGGCUUCUCUGCAUGACGCAGUGCUUGAGCACCUGUGAUGACAUAUCGGAAUGAUGGUUUGCCAAGCGUACAUGGAUAUCUGAAGACUUUAUUUUUGCAGUCAGAACCUUAGGCUGGACCUGAGUCUGUGGGUGUAAACCAUAUGGCGUCUGUAUCGUGCGUAGAUGCGGACGAAAGAAAGCAAGAUCUUUGCAUUUUCGUUGUAAGAUUGUUUUUUUCCUCUUUAUACUUAGGCUGGUAGUAGAUAGUUUGCAAAUGGUGGUUGAUGUGGCAUACUUUUAAACUGUAUUGUUUUAGCUUGAAUAUUCUAUACUAAACUUUUACAGAAUAUGACAUGCUAAGUCACUACAAAACUUGUAUUGUAAGGAGAGUGUAAACAUUUUGUUAAUAAAAUGCUAUGUUUACAAAUA